AUGGGUAAGAAUCCAAUGGCUGUGGUAUUGGUUUGCUCUCACUCGUUUCUUUCCGGCUACAAUCGGAAAACUGAAUAUCAUUGCAAUCUGUGUAAAAAGCUCACUAGAGAAAUGAGCACUGGCUCGCGACAAAAGCGUAUGAUUACGGUGGGUGAGGAGCUGUCACUAACGGAUGAUCUUUACUCUUGA
Messenger RNA from Brugia malayi, 189 nucleotides. RefSeq lists its product as uncharacterized. Lineage: Eukaryota; Metazoa; Nematoda; Chromadorea; Rhabditida; Onchocercidae. The record is from RefSeq and is a predicted model, not a curated record. The transcript is spliced from 2 exons. Bases 1 to 189 code for a protein of 62 amino acids.